This is a messenger RNA of Clonostachys solani, 1359 nucleotides long. The record is from the annotation of a GenBank genome assembly. NCBI's taxonomy places the organism in Eukaryota, Fungi, Ascomycota, Sordariomycetes, Hypocreales, Bionectriaceae.
AUGUCACAAGAACAACACCCCCAACAAUUCCUCCCAGACAUGGGAGAGAGCCCAUACCUUGCUGAGAUGCCUGCCCCUAACCCUAAACGACGUCUCAAUGCCACGCCUUGGUCGACAUCAUUUGAAUGCGACCUAAUUGACACCAGCAAUGGCGUCUUUACACAUGAAGACCUACGACUCCUCGCAAAUGUCAAUUGCUCCCAUCUCUCAUCCGGCACAGCUCCCACGCUGCUAUCUCUGAAGCAACAUGCACAGAGCCUGGCUAUUCUAAUCAAAAAGAUAUCCGUUUCCACUGGCCCAGUAUUCAUUGGGGAUGGCACCCUGACUGUUGAGAAUGAAGCGUUCGACUGGCUGGCGGACCUCAGCAAGCCCUACGAGAACAUCGACAAAUACCACAACCUCCCUCUACGGGCCCUACAGAACCAAAUCGCGAGCGAAGACGAGAUGCUGGGCGUCACCCACCACUGCCCUUUGACCAUAAGAAAGAACCUUGGCGGCUAUGCAAGAGGUCGAGUGAGACUACCGCCCUACGAGUCGGGCCACGGACUUCUCAUGCACGCAAACGAGUGUCUUGAGCUGCUCGAUGACGACUUUGGCGAGACGGGCGGGCUGAUCUCCAUGCUCCCGUUCAGCAGUGGUGCCGAUUCGGAGCAGAUGGCGUGUGCCAGGAACACACUGACCGGGCAGUGGUUAAUUCAUCACCAACACCUCACGUUGCGACAGCGCGAGCUCGAGUGCGACUUGGCCAAUUUGACCGACAUCCUAGCCAAGGAAGCCAGCAUACCGCGCCAGAUCUUACACUAUCCCCCAGAGGAACACGACCGGAGAACGAAGCGACAAGACCGGUACAUCCUCACCAACAUCGGGGACGACGUGACUGACCUUAUCCACGAGCAUCUCGAUAAGAGAGAGGCAGAGGAGCAGAGACACCUGAGGCUAUGUGAAGCUCGCGGCGUCCAUACGAAGGGGCACGACCAGGGCAUAAUCCAACUGGAUGUUGUCUCAAGAGUGUCCCGAAUCAAGGGACACGGAAAAGAGUCCCCAAUUUUCAUACUCCCCUGCUCGGAGGAGCAUCCGGGUGUCCUGGCCACGCGUGAAGCGGAGAGAAAGGCUCCCGAGAUACGUCUGGUAGCACGGAAACCGGACAAGGAGGCAAAAAGGCGACAGGUCUUUGAAGCGGAAGUGGCGGCUGAAACCGCGAGGGAGCUGGAAAGGGUGCGUCGCGAACACGUUGUACUACGACAUCUUUAUGAGCAGCAAUUAGCUUUGAUGGUGGGAAUGGGGAACGGACCAGAUGAGGGCAAGAAACGUAAAAGGGUAGAAGAUGGAGGCUCGGGAAAUACUGAGAGAACACCAUGA